Molecule: messenger RNA, 8544 nt
Organism: Synchiropus splendidus (mandarinfish)
Lineage: Eukaryota; Metazoa; Chordata; Actinopteri; Syngnathiformes; Callionymidae
Product: ATP-sensitive inward rectifier potassium channel 12-like
Exons: 3
Coding region: 5737-7443 (568 amino acids)
Biological process (GO): regulation of monoatomic ion transmembrane transport; potassium ion import across plasma membrane
Cellular component (GO): plasma membrane
Molecular function (GO): inward rectifier potassium channel activity
Source: RefSeq, a predicted model, not a curated record
AUAAACUGCAUCUGAAAACUGCUGCUCCAAGGAUGACAUCUCUCUGCUGUUCUGUCAAGGACCCGGUGUCCCCCUUGUCUGGAGAAGCUGCACCGAUCCAGCUUUCACCAUCAGGUCCUUGAACUCCACAGAAGAUCCCAUGAUGAUCCACCUCCUCCACCAGCGUCAUCUUCAGGCUGUACGACCAAGGGCAGGUCAGAGAGUUCUUGAUGUCACCAGACCCAAAGAGUCUUUUUACCCUGGCGACGGUGUGGAUGGACAGAUCCAGUUAAUCCUCACUGUCUGACUAAUUACAUCGAUCCAGAUCACAAUCUGGCACCGGCCAUCUAGUUCACUUGUCUGGGACCCCAGGUUAGCACAGGAAACGGGACUGAAUGCCCCCCUGCUGCCGCUGGACACCGAGGUUCAACCAUCCAUGUUGAUGUUAAUUGAAUAGGAUGUGUGAGACCAUCACCCCUCCUGCCAUUGGUGCAGCUCUGGUCCCAACGUUUUGUUGCAGUUGAAACAGCCUGUGACGGACUGAGUGAUCUGACACUGGACUGGCAAUAAAGGUCCCAGCAAAUUUUAGCGGAGGAGCUGCUCUGUUGGGAUCACCACACCAGUCAGACCCUCAGGACCCCGGCACUUGUGAUAGGUACCAAUCCCCCAAAGCUGCACAACCAGCCACACAAAGCCAUGAUAAUAUGUGACCUGUCAAACUUGUAUAAUCCUCAGCUAACCUACCUCGUACUGCUGUGAUCAUCCUAUCAACAGCAACAACAGCAUCUAUACAUGCUUUUGUUUAGCAUCAAAAUAUUUUUUCUUGUCCAUCGCUGGUAAUAUAGAGUAAAAAUCUAUAUGAAUCAGGAGUUAUGUAAUCAAAGGAUGAUUGGAUUAGAACAAGCCCAUCACUCCUGCAGUCGCUUACUUCUCUGCGUUGCAUUAUUAAGUUUUUUAUUCAAGUCCAGCUCUUGUGUUUGACGGCUUACUUUUUUUUUCAACACAAUAACCAGGCACAUAGUCAGAAAUCUCCUCCUCUUGAUGCUUUUCGCUCGUUCUCUCACUCACUCCCACCAGAGCGCACACACACACACACACACACACACACUCAGCAACUCUAACAGCGAUCACAACAGAUGCACAGACGAGGCAGAGGGAAGACACUCAGCAGGAUGAAGCAACAAGACAACGCUCAGACUGGAAACAUGGUCAAGUUUGUCCAAGAACAAUCUGGCAGAUUAAAUGCAGAUUAGCAGUCAUUUUCGACCAACAAAGAAGAAAAACUUUGAACCUGUACCUAUUUCACAAGGAUGUCCUCAGAGAAAAGAUUCUAUUUGCUCCAAAUCUGAGGCUGUCAUUGAUUUUCAGCACCGGACAGUUCCAGUGGCCUCGAUGAAACCAAACAACGUCACUGCUGUUGCCUGUUUCCAAACUGCAGUGUCAUAACUUUUGCAUGCCACUUAGUUGGGGGCUUCUACUCUGGCAGUUAUGACACUGAUGGAAUGUGGUUUGUAAUGAUUCGGAAUAACAUCAUAACUUUACUCAUAUGCUUGAGCAAAAACAUAAAUCUAGGUCGUGUUUAAAUUCCAGUUUUAGGUUGUGUUUCAUUUGGUUUUGUGAAACACUUCAGAAAAUGUAUAAUUUCAAAUGAAAAAAAUGACUGUAUGUUGAAACAACAACAUAUCAAACCAUGGUAAUAUACACACGUUAUGUGUCCGGCAAAGUGUCAGAAAGGUCUAAGCCACAUCCUGCCUGCCAUGUCAUAUGCAGUUCACAUGUGCUGUACACACAUAGAGUUGACUCAAAAUCAAAUGCAAUAAUGACUUAAAGUGGCACAAAUAUCAAUGUCAUGAUGAUGAAGUUGUUGACGAUGAUGAUGACAAAGGUUCAGUGAGCAAUGGGUUCUUGCUUAUUGGGAUUACAAAAAUUGAAAAAGAUGUUGGUGUUUUAUCCGGUUUUAGACUCUUAUUUGUUGUGCUGCUCACAGACUGAUAAAUACACAUUUUGUUUACCGCACAACUGUGUUUUGGUCCAUUGUGUGAGUUAAACCCCUGUGUUUUGAGGUUACAAAUAUUGGGUGCUAGUUUUUGGAUCUACUUUAAUUAAUAGAUUUAAAUAGUAGUAAAUAGAAGAAUAUAGCAAAAAUGUCUGUAUUGUGUUUUUGGUUAUCACAAUGAAAUACUGUAGCUAUCCAACGCACUACGUUUACAAUGCGAAUAUGUGAAAUCUGAACUGAUUCUUGUGUCACGUUGCUCUGUUGUCUUGGAAUACACCUAGAGAUUUUAUUAUUUUUAUUGAGAUAGUGUCAGCAGGCGUUCCUGUAUGCUUGGUCUGUCGGGGAAUUGUUUGAGUUUGUGCAAAUUGCAUUACAUGUGGAGGUAACAUCCUGACAUCAUAAUCUCUUGAUGUUAAUCUGGAUUUUUCUUCACACACUGCGCCAGGAGAUAAAUCUGUCAAAGUCCUUGCUAUAUAUAUUUUAUGCUCUCUGAUCAAUACUUUGUUUUAUUUUCUUUAGUUCUGAGCCCCACCCAGCUCUUUUCAUUAUCCCUCCUCAACCGAUCUUCAUAUGUCAGAGAAGAGCUUAAACCAGGUCACGAAGCAGCAGGCGUCCACCUUUCAUAUCGUUGUUUGGCUUCAGAGAUUAAGGGAUAUUGUAAUCUGGUAUUUGUUGAGGGCUUCCUCCAUUCGGUCCUUCAGGAUUAAUCUGUAAUAUAUGCCAGUUAUUCUUCUCUGACGUACUUGCAAGAGCUAUUUCGUCAGUUCUCCUCGCUCAUGUCAGUGCUGUGUCCAGCACAGUAUUGGGAUAAAUUUUCUGGGCUGAUCUUGUAAUCCCAGUGCUCAGGCUUUUAGUUCAGAUGUGUCGCAAGAAUGAGAGAAUCUUCACAUCACAGUGAAAACAAUUGCAAAUGGUUGUUGUUGUUCUUAUGAGUGAUUAUUAGGAAACAGAAUUCCUUUUUCUGUGCUGUAUAAAAUGUAUAUACUUUAUCUUACUUCCAAUCGAAUGUUCUCUUUUUUCUGCUAGAAACAGCUUCAUUUAUUUAUUGACUUUAUUUAGGAGAUAAAUAUUCAUCCAACACUAUCUAAUAGCUUUAUCUAAUAGCAUGAAUCUCCUGUGAGGGGAGGUAGAGAGCAGCAUACCAUCCAUGUUGGAAGAAAGGCCCACUCCCACUGUAAUUCAGCUCUCUUUAAUUGUUAUUUAUUUAUUUACAACAUGAAUUGAUUUAUGAAAGUUCUGCAUGCUGUUGUAUUUGUCAUGUUUCAGCCUUCAUUUCUGAACAGGAGGGAGAAGAUAAGAUGUGAAUUGAGACUUCUAAUAGAUGAAAAAAAAGUAUUACACAUUAAAACAUAUAACAUUACUGUAUAUCUGAAGUAAUUAUCAUCUGUACUGGGACUGUCGGUAAAAUGCAUUACGAUUACUUAGUUUUAACUGCUCACAUGAAGAGUCAAUAUGCCAUACAUUCUGUCUUAUUGUCCGAUCGUCACAGGGUUUUGCUUCGACUGAUGAUUAAAAACUAAAAUGGCCCUUUUAUGCUAUGUUCAUGGAUUAGCUAUUUACCUGAAGCAAGAAUCAGUCAUGACAGUGCUCCCUCACCUCAAUGUGGUUCAUCUGUUGGGUCCUUGACUUGUCGAAGAUUUCCUUUGUUUACUACAUGGCAGUUAUGUUUUUUGAUACUUGGCCUUAAAAUGUACCUUUUCUUGCCUGAGUAGUGAGUGUGUUGAAGGUGCUGAAGAGGAGGAGGAGGAGGGUGCUCUCAAUUCACCUCACCGCACCUCACCGUACUUGAACUUGCAUGGCUUAAUCUGAACACAUGCAGUAUAGUCAGCCCCCCUUAUUUUCCAUAACCCUGUUCCAGGCUGUGAGGAUAGAGGUGGAGGGAAGAGCUCCAGCUAGUUUUACUAAACACUGUGCAGAAAUUGUUUAUAUUGGAUUACAUUCAGAAACAAAAGACAUUUUCCUGGAUUGUUUAUCAUGAAUGUAGCCUUGAGAUAAUGGAAGGAUUCCUCGGCUUGAGACCCCUGUUCACGUUUGGUACCAACUCAAUCACUCUCAAAAUAUGCAUCAUCUCUCAACUUUCCUCCGACUGGCUGUUGAGUUGUAAAUGAAUCAGUAAUGCCUUGAAGGAAAAGCAUUUUAGUCAUGUGAUCAGCGAGCUGUGUAGAGGAAGCGACAGCGUAUUUAGCACAGAGCAGUCAGCAAUAUAUAUUCAUCGAUGCUAAAGGCUUUCAGAAAGUCCCCAAGGAGUCCGAAUAGAAAACGGCCUUGAGAUGAAUCCUUGAUAUAUAUAUAGUAUUGGUUUGUUUCAAGAACAGUUGUGGAGUCAUGUGAAGGGCAUUCUCCUCCAGAUGUGGGAGUUACUGAGCUGACGUAAUCAUCUUCUCUGUUGGGAUUAUCCCACGGAGAAUCACGCUCAAUCCUGCCAAUCAGUGGCCAGAUCGUGACAUCUGUCCUGCGCAGAGCGGGAAUAAGAAGUCCAGAGCCCGUGUCAGUUCUUGGGACAAGAAUGCUGUCACCCAAACAAGUCAGGUAAAUUAAUCUGUGAUGCCAAAAAUAGAAGGAAAAAAAAACAAAGCCUAUCAAUGCCCUUGAAUAUUGCAUGCGAUUGGACUUUUAUUGGUUACGUAACCAUGUGCUUUUUGGUUCUUGGGAUGUCAGCUGCUGACAUAAUAAGCCGGGUAAAAUCAGCCGUCAACCUUGUCACCAGGCCAGCUAGCAGAUCAAUUGUUCCUCUAACAGUAGAUUACCACUCACUCAUCUCUUUUUGGAUCUCUGUUCCCCUCUGAUCCCAGUCUGGUUUUCCACCUCUGCAUGGCCUGAAGCUCCCAAAGGCCAGCUAGGCGCAAAUAUCUAUCAAUAAGCUUUCAUCACAUAAGCUGUCUGACCAGCACUGGACAUUAGGGUGAAGCCUAAAGUUGACGGGUCUUCUUCAGCUGAACAAUUCAUAGAUGGAGAUCAUAGAGCUUCUGUAGAUGUUGAGUCGUGCAGUGUGACAGAAAUAGACGCUGCUUCUGUGCUGGUGAGCAGCUCUUACUGAAGCUGAUGCUCCACUGCAGCAUGUCCGAGGACAAGGUGGAGGCGAAACAAAACCCUGCUGACUGGGAAUGAGAAAGAACCCGGCAAAUCGCAGUGGAGGCAUCAUUAUUGUUGCCAGAGAGAUGAGCGCUGUAAAAGUCAUGAAAUUCACUAUGCAGUGCUGCCUGGUGACAUCAUGAUAAACAAAUUAGAUGAGUGAAUUUACUCCCAUCCUUUACCCUUCAAACUCAACAUGCAAGAAGCCAAAAGAUUGAACUCUGUCAGCAUUUUGCCAGGGAACAGUCUGAAGAGAAUGUGAUGUCAGGGUUUUGUUUAGCAGCAAGAAUCUGUGGUUCACCACUGAAUCUGGCUCACAACACAAGAGAGACUCCUUGACGUACAGAUAUUUAGCACUUUCCCUUGAGUCAUUGAAUCCCCUUCCUUCUGCAUCAAAAAUUCUACAUCGAUAAUGGACUAUUUCAGCUAACUAGAGAGCACUUGACUUUCAGAAGAAUCCUUUUCAUUCUUGCCAGGUCUUGCCAGGUAUUAAGUCCAUAUUAUUAUUGUAUUGGAGUCAAAUAUACUUACUUGUGGAAUGCAUGAGAUUUCUUUGAGAGAAUGAGACAAUAUGUAACUUCUACACUCUUUGACUCUGUUGUUUGCAGGUCCCUGCAUCCUGAGAUGCUGAUCAAUCCAGGAAAGGUCCAGUCUUAACUACUGCUUCCCAGUCCAUCAUUAGAACUUUAAUGGUUGGAAGUGCACGUCCCAGCCUGCAUUACUGCCUCUGCAGACACAGCCUGAUGAUCACCAUUGCCAUGGGAGCGGUGAGAGUCAACAGAUACAGUAUUGUUUCGACCGAUGAAGAUAUCCUGAAGAUCUCAGCCCUGGGCCUGAACAAUGGCCACAGUCCUCUGCACCAGCAGACUCUGAUGGACGCCUGCAUCCGUGGUGAUGAAGAAGGAGAGUAUUCAGAGAGCGACGAAGGCCGGGGGGCAUUAUCUUUGAGGCUGCCCAACGAACCUAUCACCCAGAACAGCUGUCGAUCUUCACCCCUGUGCCGACUCGGCCUGGAUCUGGACACCGGUCACCUCCGAAGUCGCUUUGUGAAGAAGAAUGGCCAGUGUAACGUGGUGUUUAACAAUAUGGAGGACAAACAGAAGAGAUACCUAGCAGAUAUUUUCACCACCUGUGUGGACAUACGUUGGCGAUACUUGCUGCUCAUCUUCACCAGUACCUUCCUUCUGUCCUGGCUGAUGUUCGGGUUCAUCUUUUGGGGAGUGGCUCUAGCUCAUGGAGACUUUGACCCUCAUGAUCCUGUGAAGAAAGGUGAACCACAGAGCUCCGCGGAGGCAGCAGGGGAUGAAUGGCGGCCCUGCGUCCUCCACAUGCAAGGCUUCCUCGGUGCUUUCCUGUUUUCGAUUGAGACCCAAACCACAAUUGGGUAUGGCUUUCGUUGUGUCACUGAGGAGUGCCCCAUUGCUGUGGUGACUGUGGUGGUCCAGUCCAUCAUGGGCUGUAUAAUCGACUCCUUCAUGAUCGGCACUAUCAUGGCAAAGAUGGUGCGGCCAAAGAAGCGAGCUCAGACAUUGCUGUUCUCACACAACGCUGUCAUCGCGCUGCGCGACGGUAAGCUCUGCCUCAUGUGGCGUUUGGGAAACAUGCGCAAAAGUCACAUCGUGGAGGCGCACGUACGCGCUCAGCUCAUCAAGCCACAUGUGACCUCCGAGGGCGAGUACCUUCCUCUGGAGCAGACGGACAUUGAUGUGGGUUACGAUGAUGGUCUGGACCGGCUAUUUCUUGUGUCGCCGCUGGUGGUGGUUCACGAGAUCAACAAGAACAGUCCGCUGUACAACCUUAGCCGGGCUGAUCUCCAGAAGGAGGACUUUGAGAUUGUUGUUAUUCUGGAGGGGAUGGUGGAGGCCACAGCGAUGACCACUCAGGCCCGUAGUUCCUACAUGGCUAAAGAGAUCUUAUGGGGUCAUCGUUUCGAGCCGCUGGUUUUCGAGAAAGGCAAAUGCUACCAUGUGGACUACUCCCGCUUCCAUAAGACCUAUGAAGUGCCCUCCACCCCUCACUGCAGUGCCCGAGAACUGAGUCAGACGACAGUUUGUGAGGGUCAGUCAUCAUCUUCAUCUAGUUGCUCCCAGUCCCCCUCACCUUAUCGCCCAAGAAAGUCCUGCCACUCGCUGAGUGGUCAGUCGCCCAGCGCUUUCUGCUACGAAAAUGAGGUGGCUCUGUGCUGCGGCGAUGACGAAGACGACCCAAAGAGGGAGGCGGGGAGAACUGAGAAGGAGGCAAAGAUCAGAACCGACAAUCACGUGGGGUUCAAGAAGACAUUAGAGGAAGAACAAAUGGGGGAGAUGUUGUGCGUUCUGCACUCAGAGAACCAGAUCGGUGCGGACACGCUCCAGCCCUCGCUUCCGUUAUACAUCAGCCGAGAGUCAGGAGUGUGAAGACAAUCGAUGGCUAAUGGAGGCACUUUGGUUUGUGUGCAGCCAACCAACAAACAAAGAUGUGCUCAAAGGCCACCGUCUGAACUGCAAGUGUAAAAAAAAAAUAUAUAUAUAUAUUUUGCAGAAGCGUUUGUUUUGACAUCUUAUGUUGGACACCAAACUUCCCAGACGUUUAAAGGAAAUAUUUUUGGAGCGGUAAAAAAUCAACAAAGAAUUGUCCUACCAGACUCCAAGACAUGUGAUGGUGUGUCUGUUGGUGUCCUUUACAGCAGACAGGUGACUUGUCCAGCUGCUCGACAUAUGAUUCAUGUCGCAAUAUGGCGACUCAUCAAUACCUACUUUUGAAUUUGAACCUGUACUCCUUAUUUUCCUGUCAUAUCUCAAGAUAUGUGGACUGGGUGCCGUGAUAUCUUGUACACAAACAAGUUACAGUCAUGUUAACGUAACAUAGCCAAAGAAUAGCGACCCUACUGCUGUACUACCUGAAGCCAGGAUGAGCAUGACACGGGAGGAUGAGGCUUGGGUGGAGUGGGCGGUGCCAGGAGAAGUUGACUUUGGGUUGUUAUUAUUAGCACGGCUACUUGUUAGCUCUUGAUGUUCUAUGAUUGCUAUUUAUUCCAUUUUACCUGCAGUCGUUCUCUCCUGCUUUCUGACGACUACCAGAUGAAACCGCUUCACCUUCACCUAACUUCGGGGAAGAAUCAGCCCCUUUGUCAUAUGUAUAAAAAAAUAUGUAUUUCUGAUCAGACAUUAAAUUUUGACAUCCAAACAUUUAUGUCCUUGUCAUUGAUUUUGAUUAUUCAGAACUCAAAACUCAAAUGGGUUCAAAACCAGAAAUGUCAUUUUCAGUUUUACAGAGCACCAAUAUGCACUUCCAUUUGCAGUCACAUGGGUCCUCGCUGGUGCUCGGUGGUAAAGUCUUGUUUCCCAGCUCCUGUUCCUGGUUUGUUCAGCAGUUCAUGUGGUUCUAUAUCUACUAUUUCUGCAUUGAAUCGUGCAACUUGUCACGCUCCCCUCACCUCACACUGACGUGUCAUUGCAGAUGCAGAGAAAAACGACCUUACUGCAGCAAUAAAACGUGACAAAUGAAAGAAAUGUGAU